Owenia fusiformis is the source of this 1936-nucleotide messenger RNA. Lineage: Eukaryota; Metazoa; Annelida; Polychaeta; Sabellida; Oweniidae. The record is from the annotation of a GenBank genome assembly.
CCAUUACAUGAUAGAUUGGAAGAUGAAGUUUUCUUUUAAAUAAUAGCAAAAUCGAAUUAUUGGAAAGAGCAGUUGGAAUCCCAGGGUUGGAAUUGAGGAUUAUACUUUCACAAAUAUAAGAUAAAGAGGGACUCUGUAUAUGCUAAAUCAGAAUGGAAACCCGUGAAAAGUCAAGAUGAAAUGUUUAACAUUAACCCGCACUUUGUAUUAUAUGAUACAUAACAACCGUUUUCAUUAUUCAUUCAUAAAGCCUCAAAUAUGUGAACUGUUUUAUAUCGGGGACCAUCCAAGUGAAACGUGUUGAACAAAAAUAGAAGUAAACGCCUAACAGGAUAUUGAUAUGAGAUGCCUUAUAUUUCGCCAUCGAUUGUGUUUGGUUGAGCUAAUUAGGAGUCCUUAGGAGGCGUCCAAAGGACCAAGAUGGUAUGGGUUCGAAAGCCAAGGACGUACGUGUCCCCGGGUCAGCCAAGACUGCAGAAAAGAUUGCCACAAUCUCAGCAAGCAGCACGUCUACCUACUCAGCCACAUAAUCCAGUUCCUCAUGCUCGGCGACAAAUACCCAAAACUCACGAUUAUGUCAACAUACGUCCACAGUCAUAUGAUGCAACCAGGCAAAGACCUAAUCCUGAAAAGUUACCAACUGCACCUAAGGUUCGUCCGAAUCCUGAGACGAAGGACCAUUAUUUUGAAAAAUGGACACGAUUCAGAACGAAAAUGAACAAAGGACUUAUCGAAAUGAUACGCAAUCCUAAACUAAAGAAACGCCUGGACAAUGGUGCCGUUCCUUUCUUCCGCGUAGAUAGUAGAACAUGUCACUACGCUUUGGAUCACGCUACACAAGAAUAUAUAGAAGGCCGCAAAGUGUCGGCCAACCUCCCCGCUGAGACGUUCGUAGAAUUUGGGAUACCAAGAGCAAAGUUUGUUCGAAAUUGGGACGGUUGGUCCGAACCCAAACCCAGGUCUCCAAGGUAUAUGACCAAGAGGGCUGAAUCUUGGUCGGAUAGACAUAUUAACAAUCUAGAAUCAGUAACCAAGAGUGAGUCGUGGUCGGAUUUGAACAGCAACACUAGAUAUGGAAGACGAUCAAGAGCCGAAUCGACUCAACCAAGAAUCUUAGAAAGGACCGAUUGGGAUGAAUAUGGUAGUAGUGAAGAUGACUUUGUAUCUGUUCCGAAAGAGGAUGAUCAUAUUCGAGUAACGCAGUCACAAAGCUUUAGGUCGCCAUAUCCAAAGUACGGCUCGCUAAUUAGGGAGCCCUCAUUUGAUCAAGUUGAUCUUAAUAGUCCUCCAAUGAGUAACAGUGAUUCUAAAGAUGAUGACAUAUCUAAUGUUAACGGAGCGCCAACAGACUUUGAAGCAUUGUCUUUCUACCGUGCUACUGGCAAAAACGAGUUCCUUAAACCAAAGAAACGCCAGGCUCCUCUUCCUCCGAUAGCGCCACCUCCCCCACCUUUGCCACCUCUUCCCGAGUCAUUGCCGCCCCUUCUAUCGCCUAUUUCUGGGGUAAAGGAUUUAUCCGAUGUCUCCACAACACUGAGAGAUCGCAGUCGCUACACUGGAGAUAGUUUAAUCCCGGCAUUCACGCGAAAUAAUCACGAUGGGUCAUUGGGAGGGAAGAGACCUUCUAUAGAUCUUGACUCAACAACCAGAUUCAAGUUACGGAGUUGGAGCGGAGGGGUAAGCAACUCGUACACACGAGAUCCAACGUCUUCAUACAAUAGAACAGAAGUCACGGGUAAUAAACGGGAUACGACCCCUAUGGAAAAACACCACGGUGAUAAUACGCCCAGGGUGUCUCAGAAAUCCCUAGGGCCCGGUGACUUUAGGAUACGUAAUACGAAUCCCACGUUGUAUAUGGUGGACGGGGAUGAAAGCUCCGAGUCGGACACUGAUAUCCUUUAUUAACAGUGAUUGGAUUCAACGGGAGUGCAAUUGU